CUCCAAUAAUUUUUUGGGCAGUUUAACGUAGAGCGGCCAAUUUGGUAACAAACCAUCGGGGGACGGCGCUCCCCAAUUGAACGACCUCCCGAAUCGACACAAUCCCUCCAAACACAAUGAUAACGCGGAGACCACCAACCUGCCUGGGCUGCCUUCGAAGGGCCCUGGCGCCCAGCAUGAAUGGCAGCAGCAGCAGCAACGCCUCGGUGGCCCUGACGCAGGUCCGUGGGAAGACCAAGACGGCACGCAACAAGGACGAGGAGGGCGGCCUCGUCGUCCGGCUGCUCAAGAACAUCCCCGAAUAUGGACCUAAAAACACCAUCCUCCGCGCCCCAAGAGGUCGUGUCCGAAACAUGUGGUACCCCGACGGCAAGGUCGAGUACAUGACGCCCCAGCGCUUCGCCGAGCUGGGUGUUAACGAGUCUGCCAUUGUCGAGCGAGACCCCAUGUACGGUUUGGAGGUUGAGAAGCCGGUCGAGAAGAAGGCCGUGAGGUCCAAGGCUGCCGACGAUAAGGUGGUCAAGAUCCAGCCGCCCAAGCCCCAAGAAGCCACCGCCCUCCUGAACAACCUGCUCCCCAAGACCCUGACCUUCGAGCGCGCCGUAAUCCCCGCGGGCGUCAAGAGCAAACAGGACAGCCCGUCGGCGGAGGAAAACGUGUACCGCUCCCCGCUGGUGGCUCGCAACGCAAGCGUCUCUCACGAGUCGGCCGCCAACGCGCCGCCGCAGCCCAUCGCCAUCUUUGGUUCCGUCAGCACCGCCGACGUGGCCGCGCGCGUCAAGGAGCUGCUGUCGAGCCACCGCAUCGCAUCGCUCGUCGCGAUCGAGGCCAAGCACGUCAGCAUCGAGGGCGCGCUGCUCGAGGACGGCGAUGUCGUUCGCGCCGACGACCCGGCCACCGCAGCGGCCGCCGCCGUCGAGGGCGACAAGGUCAAGCAGCUGGGCAGAUGGGAAAUCACCAUCGAGGUACCCGGUGGCGCCAAAGAGGGCGUCAAGCCCAUCAAGAAGAUUCUGGAGGUCGUAGGUAUGGCGGACAAGAGUGCUUAAUAAAUCUGUCCCCAUAAAAACUCAAGAGAAAAAAAAACAACAACCGACUAGGGCUCAAAGAUGAGGGAAGAGCUGCCUGUUGUCUGUAUAAUAUCAUGUUCUGCUUAGAUGGGGGAGGUUUAGACACCCUCUAUUGUACUGUACAAUCUACAUGUUGCAUAGAAAAUGUGAGCAUCUUUCUCUGUGGA
Pyricularia oryzae 70-15 is the source of this 1234-nucleotide messenger RNA. RefSeq lists its product as uncharacterized. The record is from RefSeq and is a predicted model, not a curated record. Gene Ontology annotation, biological process: translation. NCBI's taxonomy places the organism in Eukaryota, Fungi, Ascomycota, Sordariomycetes, Magnaporthales, Pyriculariaceae. The transcript has 3 exons. Gene Ontology annotation, molecular function: structural constituent of ribosome. Gene Ontology annotation, cellular component: ribosome; mitochondrion. The coding region runs from base 117 to 1046 and encodes 309 amino acids.